Messenger RNA from Ixodes scapularis (black-legged tick), 2626 nucleotides. RefSeq names its product protein TFG. Bases 200 to 1438 code for a protein of 412 amino acids. The transcript has 7 exons. The record is from RefSeq and is a predicted model, not a curated record. NCBI's taxonomy places the organism in Eukaryota, Metazoa, Arthropoda, Arachnida, Ixodida, Ixodidae. Gene Ontology annotation, molecular function: identical protein binding. Gene Ontology annotation, cellular component: endoplasmic reticulum exit site. Gene Ontology annotation, biological process: endoplasmic reticulum to Golgi vesicle-mediated transport; COPII vesicle coat assembly.
UUGAGAGAACUCGGACUACGUGUCAUUUUAACGUCCUUCACUGCCUGUACAAAAUCGCAUGUGUACCACCGCAACGAAACCGUCCUAGACCAGCCACCGAUGCUUCCCAUGCUCACUGCUUUGAUAUUGAUAGUGUUUACCUCGUUUGCGAAGCGUGUCGUGGUUGACUCAUAGAGGUCGAAAAUCCUAUUGCAGCAUCAUGAACACCUACCACUCGUCAGCGAACGAGGAAGCCAGCACGUUCCCUCAUUUAGACCUGACUGGGAAGCUGAUAAUAAAAGCACAGCUAGGAGACGACAUUCGACGGAUUCCCAUUCACAACGAGGACAUCACCUACGAUGAGCUGAUACUGAUGAUGCAGAGAGUUUUCCGCGGAAAACUGACGAGCAGCGACGAAGUGACAGUGAAGUAUAAAGACGAAGACGGAGACCUGAUAACCAUAUUUGACAGCUCCGACUUGUCAUUCGCGUGCCAGUGCAGCCGAAUCCUUAAGCUGACGAUAUUCGUGAACCACCAGCCAGUGCCAUUGGAGCCUGAUGAGAUCAAGCACCUGAGGAAAGAGCUUCAAGACAUCAGGAACAUAGUGAACCGGCUGUUGGACAAGUUCGAGCCACGCACCUUUGUACCCGCCAGCUCCGAGGCCGAAGAAAAUUCAAGUCAGACCGGGUCACGUGCUGCCAAGGCAGUCGCCCCAAAGGAAUUCGACCCUCUUGUCUCGAAGCAAGCCGCCGGUGACGACCCCAACGCACAAGGCAAAACAAAGGCUUCCCACACUGCCGAAGGCGAGAAUGGUCGUGUGGGCACACCUGACAGCAUUUCAAGCUUGGAUUCUGCAACGGCUAGUCAGCAAAGACAACUCCAGCAGGCGGCGCAGCAGCAACAGAUGCUUAUGCAGCAGCAACAUUAUCAACUGCCCACUGGAGGCUAUAUGCCUCAACAGUCGGCUCAGCAGCCCUACCCUUCACAAGGUCCUCCGCCACAGCAGCAGCAACAGCAACAGCCGCAGCAGCCCCAGCAGCAUCCUCAGGCACCUCCGGUGGGCUACGGGGCACCCAUGGCGGCACCCCGAGGUGCUCCAGCACCGGGCCUUCCUCCCACGUCUCAGCCGGUGGCCUACGGGCAGAUGCCCUACCCACAGACUUCUGCUGCCCAAGGCCACGGACCCGGCUUUCCGGCCGGUGGAGCGCCCAUGCCUGGCGCCCAGCCAUCGCAGGCCCCGCAGGCCGGCCAAGGACCCUACGGGGCGCCCCCUGCCCCCCAGGGCUACCAGGGCUACCCCCCUCCCCACCAGGUGCCCUCGUCCCAGGCGGGGCCCUAUGGGCCGAGCCCAAGCCCGUCCCCCGUCAACGCCGGGCCGGGCAAUCCCUAUGCGAGGGGUGGCGCUCUGCCAACCUCCUACCCACGUCCCGCCCCCAAUUAUCCCCAGGGGUACCAGUAAUUCUCUUUUGAAAUCGUGGCUUGCUUCUUCUGUUUGGUGAUGCAUGUUGCCAGAGGGGCCAUUCUCGAAAUAAACUGACAUUCAGUUGGUCCAUCGAGUGUGUAAGCCUAAGAACUGAUGUUUGUAGCGCUCUGCUGCGGUGGGCCUGCAGUGUUCUAGAAUACGUCUGCCCUGCUGGCUCUGCGCCCAUAUCUGGCUUUCGGUAACCCGCAGGUGCCCCCUUUAUGAAAAGUGGCUUGCACCUCAUGUUUUUGCAGAACGAGAAUAAACUAAUGUUCUGUAGGUGAGAAGUAGCAGUACCAAAUUUGCCUGUGUUUUCGGUGUUUCUGCUCUGUGGAAGGUCACUUCGGAUGGGGUGUGUUUAUAAGUACCACGACUGGCCUGGCAUGCUAACGAAGUGCGAGUCUUGGAGAUUGAUGUAAAGUUGUAAGGCUUCGAAAUUACUGAUUGCUGGUUUUCUAUGGGGGGCUGGCGUCUACGUAGGUGCUUAUCACUUCCAUGGUUUUCUUAGUUGAAGCAUAUCUCAUUGUGUGCGGUACCUAUUUGUGUGCACGCUUUGUUAAUUUAACUGAUUAUAAUGUCAAUUAUACUUUUUCUAUAACAGUCUGUCCAAGGUGAUAAGGCUGUGAAUUUAUACUUCGGGAAUGCUGAACAUCUGCUACACUUUUACUGCCAUGGCAGGAGUAUGGACCACUGUCAGACAUUUUAUUAUUUUGAGAAACUCCUUGAACAAUAGGUAAUCACAGCAUCUUUAAAGUAUUUGUACUUUUAGUAUGUGAAACUUUCAGACAUUCUAAGGGCAGCUUUCAUUGAGCUGUGUCACUGGAUUGAUACUAAUACGACCACCUACAGCAUAUUACAGAACAAACUUCAUAUUUUUGCUCUGGUUGUACGUUGCUUGACUACUGUUAAUUUUUCUGCUUUAGCACAUUCCACUCAUUUUUUGUGCUUCUGUGUGUAAAUACUAGGCAUUCAAACUGCUUUGUUUUUAUGCCCGUCAUUGCACUGUAGACCUGUAUAUCUGGUGAAAAUUUGCUUUUCACAUUCAUUAGUUAAAGGAUAAUGAAUAAAUAAUGUGCUAACAAGUUCUUGCCUUCUACAGUGUAUGCUACGUUCUUUUUAGUAGUUUUGUUCGUUGUUUUUGCUAAUUUGUUUUCUGAAUGUAAUAAAGAUAUGACUGGAUAAGUG